AAGGGUGCAAGCGACAAAUCUCUCGGAGGGGUGAUGUUACUCGUUGCUGGUUUCGUGUUCACGUACUACACGACGUGGGCCAUCUUACUCCCCUUCUUUGAUGCAACCAGCCCUAUACACAACUAUUUUCCUGCACGGGAAUGGGCAAUACGGCUGCCAGCAUUUGUGCUCGUGGUUGGACUUUCGGGUAUUGGUUUGUUCGUUGGCUCCACGAUCAUGAAGGAAAAUAGAAAGAAGGCACAAAAAGCGAAACUCAGAGCAGCCUGACCCUCAGAGAUAUGCAUAUCCAUCGCCUCUCCUUUUGUCUACAUUUGCUCAGAUUCAUUAAUUUCCUGCAUCCUAGAAUCUAUUGUGAAUUGAUGUUGUAUGGGGGCCACGUAGGAAUCCGCGUGUCCCUUCUACGUUCCACGGGUCGCUGCACACUUUCCAACAGUCGCAACUUCUCUGCAUUCUCAACAUCCUGUUUUGCUUGAGCAAUGACCGCGCUCGACAGCAAUUCAGGUAAAGGUUCUCCAUCUAGAGCCCGGGACAACU
Suillus bovinus is the source of this 534-nucleotide messenger RNA. RefSeq names its product dolichol phosphate-mannose biosynthesis regulatory. The record is from RefSeq and is a predicted model, not a curated record. Gene Ontology annotation, cellular component: endoplasmic reticulum membrane; dolichol-phosphate-mannose synthase complex. NCBI's taxonomy places the organism in Eukaryota, Fungi, Basidiomycota, Agaricomycetes, Boletales, Suillaceae. Gene Ontology annotation, molecular function: enzyme regulator activity. The coding region runs from base 34 to 267 and encodes 77 amino acids. Gene Ontology annotation, biological process: GPI anchor biosynthetic process. The transcript is spliced from 2 exons.